Molecule: messenger RNA, 2885 nt
Organism: Xiphias gladius (swordfish)
Lineage: Eukaryota; Metazoa; Chordata; Actinopteri; Istiophoriformes; Xiphiidae
Product: kelch-like protein 20
Exons: 13
Coding region: 944-1906 (320 amino acids)
Molecular function (GO): protein binding
Source: RefSeq, a predicted model, not a curated record
UCGAAUCAAGCGUCCCCGGGAAAACAGUCGCAGGACAAGAUGACUGCGGCCGCCGCUGCUGCGUGUGUGUGAUGCGCGUGUGGCUGUGUGUGUGUGAGUGUGUGUGUGCGUGUGUGUAUGUGUGUGUCGACUUCCCAAAAUGAAAGUUUAUUGUGGACCGAGGGAAAUCUUGAGAACCGGGGAGGGGGAACACCUCCCUCUGUCGCCCUCAGCUGACAUCGAGGGAAACAAAACUGGAGCUCCGACCGCACAGUUCCUUCAGCCGAAGGGCUUCAGAGAGCAUCUUCGGGGUUCCACAGAAAGGAAUUCGCAAAGACUGCAGAUGAAAUAUGGAGGGAUUGGUUUCAGCAGAGUCACUACUGGCAGCCCUGAGAGGAGGAGAUAAUUACCAUUUUGACAAGCUUUGAUCACAGCUCCUACCUCCUGGAGUCACCAGGCCCUUGAAGACACAGAUAUUCUCCCCUCCGUUGACUUGCUGGAGUAUCUUCAGUUCAUCCUGAGUGGACCCCAACCCUGACCCCCGAUGACCUUGUCCUAAGUAGGUCAUCGUCACAGUGACGUUGGAUUUCUUUGCCUCUCUUUGCGCCUUUAGGUUACUCUGAUAUGAAGAGAGAAGAGGGUGGAAAGAGCAAGAAGGGUGACCUCCCGUUCUCCGAGAGGCAACCGAAGAGAAAGAUCCUCUCCGCUUGUCAUACAGGUGAUCUGAUACCUCCCCGGCUUUUGAUCUCCUGUUCCCUGCUCUCUCUUCACACGGCCAGCCAGUGACACCUGAGCAGCCGACGCCUUUGGCACCUGGCCCCCCCCGCCGCCUGACACUGGUUCCUCAUUCAUCUUUAACUGUCCCUGACGUUCGCUCCAUACACUCUGGCCACAUGUGCUGUUGUUUACGGGGCAUUUCCCCCCCACCGUUUAGGGGGCCCUGGAGGAACCAGAGCCCCACCAUAUGCUAAUCAAAAAGAGCAAAGGAGGGUCCCCCCACCAUCGCCACGGGUCAACGCGCCUCUCCUUCCGCAGACGGCUCAGCACACUUCCCCCCGAAAACGUCUUCAAUGACGUGAUGUUUGUGGUCGGGGGUUGGACCCAGGACGACCCAUCCUGUUUGGUAGAACAGUUCUGUCCUGAGUACAACGAGUGGAGAACAGCAGCACGCAUGGUCCACAGUCGUGGCAAUGUGGCUGUGGGCUCACUGGAUGGCAUGAUCUACACAGUGGGUGGUGGAGAUAACGUCCGAUGUUACAGCAAUGUGGAGAGGUACAUCCCGGACACAGACAGCUGGAGUACAGAUGUAGCACCCUUGAGCAGCCCCCGUAAUGGAGCGUGUCUGGUUGCGAUGGAUGGAUACCUAUAUGCCAUUGGAGGACACGAUGGCAUUACUGCUAUGAAUACUGUGGAGAGGUAUGAUCCAAAAAUGAACACAUGGAGCAAACAGGCACCAAUGCUGAGCAGACGCACCAGAGCAGUGGCUGCUGUGCUUGAGGGUCACUUGUAUGUGAUCGGAGGGAAUGAUGGUGACAUGGCUCUGAGCUCAGUGGAGCGGUACAGCCCUGUAGACGGUAUCUGGUUGAUAUGCGCCCACAUGCUGAGUCCCAGGGAGAAUGCUGGCUGCACCGUGUACCAGGGACAAAUCUACGUUGCCGGGGGCAAAGACAAGCUCAACCUGGAGCUCUGCGCUGCGGAGAGGUUUGACCCCGACACCAUGAGGUGGUCGCCGGUCAAAUGCAUGAGGAGCAAGAGGGACAACAUGUCCCUUGUAGUCUUCAAUGGUGCCUUGCUGGCUGUGGGAGGCUCUGAUGGUUUCACCAAUCUGAAAACAAUAGAAGUCUACAGCCAUGAAACCAACACAUGGAGACACUUUGGAAGCAUGAAGAGCAAGCAUCCAGGGGGGAGAGUGGCUGUGCUGUGCUGAGACUCAACAAAUGCUCAUAUUGUAUGAACAGGGCAAAAGUUUGAGAGAGAAAUAGCUUAAUGGAUGUGUGCCGGGCUCCAGGAAACAUGGUGACACGGUUCAAGUAAGGCAGCAUAAUGGCUGAAUAAUAAAAGAGUUCGCUCCAAAAUGAGACAGCCCUGCAUUAGUCGAAGCUGGCAACGGCUGUAACAAAAUGACGGUGAGCAUUCAAUUAAAGAACAUUAUAGGCUACCAGGUUGCCAUUAAAGUUAUGCGUCCUUUUGUGUCUCUAGCUCACAAAACAGACCUCUUUUAUAGAGAUAAAUAAAAUAAAUUCCAGGUUGCAUUUUCUUUCCCUAUGAACGCAUCAAAUUUUGGAUCGACAACCUUCAAAUACAGAUUGAAUAUGGUACUGACAUUAUGUUAGACAAAGAUAAUCACGGUGUGGAACAUGACAAAGUGAUGUAGUGUUUUAAGGGAUAGUACAUAAGUGACACUUGUAAAUACUGUGAUUUCAUAUUCAUUCAUGAUUGUACUGAGUAAGUAUUAAUAUGUAGUAACAGCCAUGAGGAUAGGACGAACGGCGGCAGCAGCAGCAUGGAUUUAAUGCAGGUAUUUGGUUAAAAGAAAGUUCAGGAUUUGGACGUUUAAAAAAAUACUCAUACAGUAGGUUACAGGAUAACUGUAUGAAGUGGUCAUUUUAACCUGGAUAUAUGGUACAAUGAUGCUUUGAAGGUGAACAACUUGGUGGCAGAAAGUGUACUGAAUGUUUCAACCACGGCUCCUUUAAAUAACAUAGGGAUGCAGAGUAAUGAUGUGUGUUAUAUGAGCCUUCUUGCUUCAGUCAGUUUGAGUCAUCUGGGAAUGUGUUUAUAUUUAAUCUCUGAAAUGCAGAGGUUAAUCAUAUGACACGUUUUGUUUGUGCAUCGGCUCCUGCGAUUUUCUGUGAUGCCAUCGUGCAGGGAAAGACCCACAACAAUGAGUGUAAAACAGACGUCCC